Messenger RNA from Leopardus geoffroyi (Geoffroy's cat), 3487 nucleotides. Its product is annotated as E3 ubiquitin-protein ligase RNF103. The record is from RefSeq and is a predicted model, not a curated record. Gene Ontology annotation, biological process: endosome transport via multivesicular body sorting pathway; protein ubiquitination; protein transport. Gene Ontology annotation, cellular component: endoplasmic reticulum; multivesicular body; ESCRT III complex. The transcript has 4 exons. NCBI's taxonomy places the organism in Eukaryota, Metazoa, Chordata, Mammalia, Carnivora, Felidae. Gene Ontology annotation, molecular function: ubiquitin-protein transferase activity. Bases 990 to 3047 code for a protein of 685 amino acids.
CGGCUCGGGCCGCGGCCCCAGCUGAUCCUCUGCUCCCGAGGCGAGUGCCGCGGCCUCGCGAGGUGGCGGGGGCGUCAGGGACGGCGGCCGAGACCCGCGCCGCCCAUCUGAGCGGGGCGGGCGCUGCGUGGCCAGGAAGCCGCCCCAGAGCUGCUCAGGGAGCCGUCGGGGCCUAUUUUUGCCUUUCUCCUCCAGGACCGUCGGCCCGCGCGCCCCAUUUAUCUCUGCAGAGACCGCGACGCCCCCUCCCGGGCCGGGCCGCGGUGCCCGCCCGCCUGAAAGGCGCCGCCCGCCGGUCCGAGCGAAUCUGGAGCCGCCGCCGCCGUGCCCGCCGCGCCUCUCGCGGAGCCUGGGUGGCCGGCGGGGCCUGGGGCCUGGCGGCGGGCCGCUCCUCCCCGAGCUGGGCCCGGGGCCUGGCGGAGCCGAGCGCCGCGCCCUCCUGACCAGCCGCCGCGGGAGCCCGGCCGCCGCCCGCCGGCCCCAGCCGCCUCCCCAGCCCGCCGCCCCUCCGGCCCCGGCCUCCCGCCCAGCCUUCCUUUGUGGAUCUGAAUGAUUUGGGGGGCCUCCUCCUUCCCCCUUGAGAUUACGGUGCUGGAAGACCGACCCCGCCACCUCGGUCAGAGCCCCCCGCCGGGGGAGACGUCCCUCGUUUUGUUCCCCGAGGGCCCACCCGCGCCCCGCUCCUUUCGGUGUUUGACUGAUGGGUUUUUUUUAGUGUUUCCCCCCCCCCUUUAUGUCUCUCGCCUCUCGACGGGAAGGCCCCGCGCGAGGCUCUGCGCCUCUGCCCCUCCCCGUCUCUUCCUCAACCCCGCACAAAUAGCCGAACCCCCUGCCCCCGGGCCGGCGAUGGCGCGACAGUGAGGGCGGCGAGGCCGGACCACGCUGGGAUAGUGCCCGCGCCCCGGCGGGCGUGAGCACACACUCCCCCGCUCCGCGCCCCUCUUUUUCGUCUCCUGAGCUCUCCGAGAAGAGAGAAGACGCAGGGGAAGAUGUGGCUGAAGCUGUUUUUCCUACUCCUCUAUUUUCUGGUCCUGUUCGUCCUGGCCAGGUUUUUUGAGGCCAUUGUGUGGUAUGAAACUGGCAUCUUUGCCACCCAGCUGGUGGAUCCGGUGGCGCUGAGCUUCAAGAAGCUGAAGACCAUUCUGGAGUGCCGGGGGCUGGGGUACUCGGGGCUGCCCGAGAAGAAGGAUGUCCGGGAGCUGGUGGAAAAGUCAGGUGACUUGAUGGAAGGUGAGCUCUAUUCUGCACUCAAGGAAGAAGAAGCAUCUGAAUCUGUUUCUAGUACCAAUUUCAGUGGUGAAAUGCACUUCUAUGAGCUUGUAGAAGACACAAAAGAUGGCAUCUGGCUGGUUCAGGUCAUAGCAAAUGACAGAAGUCCCUUGGUCGGUAAAAUCCACUGGGAGAAAAUGGUGAAAAAGGUGUCAAGAUUUGGAAUACGUACAGGCACUUUUAAUUGUUCCAGUGACCCCAGAUACUGCAGGAGAAGAGGCUGGUUGCGAUCUACACUCAUUAUGUCUGUCCCACAAACGAGCACUUCUAAAGGGAAAGUCAUGCUUAAAGAAUAUAGCGGACGCAAGAUUGAAGUGGAGCACAUUUUUAAGUGGAUAACUGCUCAUGCAGCUUCUCGGAUCAAAACCAUUUAUAAUGCUGAACAUUUGAAAGAAGAAUGGAAUAAAAGCGAUCAAUAUUGGGUAAAAAUAUACCUAUUUGCAAACCUUGACCAACCCCCAGCUUUCUUCUCUGCACUAAGUAUAAAGUUUACCGGAAGAGUGGAGUUUAUUUUUGUUAAUGUGGAAAAUUGGGACAACAAGAGUUUUAUGACAGAUAUUGGUGUAUAUAACAUGCCAUCAUACAUUCUUAGAACUCCUGAAGGAAUUUACAGAUAUGGAAAUCACACAGGUGAAUUUAUAUCCCUUCAGGCCAUGGAUUCAUUUUUGCGCUCAUUACAACCUGAAGUAAAUGAUCUGUUUGUUUUGAGCUUGGUUCUAGUUAAUCUUAUGGCUUGGAUGGACUUAUUUAUCACACAAGGAGCAACCAUAAAGCGAUUUGUGGUUCUCAUAAGCACUUUAGGGACAUACAACUCUCUGUUAAUUAUUUCCUGGCUACCUGUGUUGGGCUUUUUACAGCUCCCUUACUUAGAUAGCUUUUAUGAAUAUAGCUUAAAAUUGUUGCGAUAUUCUAAUACAACCACACUGGCUUCAUGGGUAAGGGCAGACUGGAUGUUCUAUUCUUCCCACCCGGCCCUAUUUCUCAGUACGUACCUUGGACAUGGUUUACUAAUUGAUUACUUUGAGAAGAAGAGACGGCGCAACAGCAACAAUGAUGAAGUCAAUGCCAAUAACUUAGAAUGGUUAUCAAGUCUGUGGGACUGGUACACCAGCUACCUCUUCCACCCAAUUGCUUCUUUUCAGAACUUUCCUAUAGAAUCUGAUUGGGACGAAGACCCUGACUUAUUCUUGGAGCGGUUAGCUUUCCCUGACCUUUGGCUUCACCCUCUGAUACCAACUGAUUACAUUAAAAAUUUGCCAAUGUGGCGAUUUAAAUGUCUUGGAGUCCAGUCUGAAGAGGAAAUGUCGGAGGGUUCUCAAGAUAUUGAAAAUGACUCAGACAGCGAGAGCACAGACACUUUUAGCAGUGAAAAGGAAGUAUUUGAAGAUAAACAAAGCAUAGUUCACAAUUCUCCAGGAAGAGCAAGUCACUGUGAUGCUGAGGCUUGUUCAUGUGCCAAUAAAUAUUGUCAGACCAGCCCAUACGAAAAGAAGGGGAGGUCAUAUGGAUUAUAUAAUGCUAAUGAAGAUAUGGAGCCUGAUUGGUUAACUUGGCCUGCUGAUAUGCUGCACUGUACUGAAUGUGUUGUUUGCCUAGAGAAUUUUGAAAAUGGAUGUUUGCUAAUGGGGUUGCCUUGUGGUCAUGUGUUCCAUCAGAAUUGCAUUGUGAUGUGGUUGGCUGGGGGCCGACACUGUUGCCCUGUUUGCCGGUGGCCUUCUUAUAAAAAAAAGCAGCCGUAUGCACAACACCAGCCCUUGUCAAAUGAUGUCCCAUCUUAACCAUGUGCAAUUUGUCCUUUAUAAGCUUUGAGUAUCUUACAGCUUGCCUUUUUAAUGUUAGUCACAAUGUUUUUGUGGUUUGAAGUUUAGUUUAAUGUUAGUGCAGUGACAGGAAAUACACAUUAUGCUAAUGUUGAUGACAAUUAUUUGGUUGCCUUGUGUGUCAAUUGAAUGCAUACUUAAUUGUAAAAAUUUUUAUUUACAACAUUGGAAAUUCAGAAGUUAAUGUUUUUUGUAAGCACAAAAGAAGUAUGAUAGAAAUUUAUCCUAGCAAGACUUUACAAGGUAGGAUCAAAUCCUAAUGGAAUUGAGGCAGUUUCUUAUCCUAAAUGUUUCCUCCCUUUUUACAAUCUCUGUCCAGCACCUCUUGAUUAAAUAAUGUAUGCUCUGAGACAUGAAAUUAAAACGGACCUAUGAAAUAAAUUAUUUUAAAACCAGAA